Molecule: messenger RNA, 7161 nt
Organism: Haplochromis burtoni (Burton's mouthbrooder)
Lineage: Eukaryota; Metazoa; Chordata; Actinopteri; Cichliformes; Cichlidae
Gene: ptk2ab
Product: protein tyrosine kinase 2ab
Exons: 36
Coding region: 1650-5057 (1135 amino acids)
Biological process (GO): signal complex assembly; protein phosphorylation
Cellular component (GO): focal adhesion; cytoskeleton
Molecular function (GO): protein tyrosine kinase activity; ATP binding
Source: RefSeq, a predicted model, not a curated record
AUUGAUCCCUCUUGGGGGCGAACUGAGUGGGAAUAGCCCUGGGUUAGCUUAGCUAGCUUAGCAUUAAAGGGGGUAACAUACACACACACACAGACAAUGGGGGUUAACGACAAUGCACUUAGGUGUGGGUGUGUUUUUAGGAGCUGGCAUGAGGGUUUAGAGUGAAUUAGCUGAUGUGAAUUACAAGUCGUUUUAUACACGGCGGAGUAAUUUGUAUUCCUAACAGACAGACAGUGGUGCAGUGGCCGAAACCACCCCUCUGUGUUUCUCCGGUGGGUGCAAAGGUCCAAACCAGGCAGGAUUUCUGUCAUGCGGAGUAACAACGCCUUUGCAAAACAGCUGUGUUUUGUUGAGCAGUGAGUGGCUCACACUGAGACUUAUCUUUUGCAGGCAAUGGUUUGGAGACAAAAGGGGGAGGCAGCCUUUACUUAAACCUGAAUGUCUCAAGUGUUUUGGGGGCUGUUUGCUGCCUUGUCAACCUCAAUAUUGCACACUGAUCACUGAGCUAGGCCGAUUGAAAUGGAUUAAUAUUUGAGCAGAUCCUGUGGGGUUUUUUGUGUGUUUUUUAGGGCCACAAAUCAUUCGUGAGCGUGCUUGAUGGGAUUAAACAGAAAUCUAUGCAUAAUGGUAAACCUGACAGAAUUAAACCUGGUUCACAGCUUGGUGCCCAGCAGCUCUGUGGUUGAAGGUUUGUCAGUUAUUUGCUUUUUUUGAUUUCAGGUUUUUUUUAAUCCAAGCUGCCCUGAUUUGUCUCCUACAGAUGUCUGUUUUCCUGAUGCUUUGCCGUCUUGUUUCCUGCCUUUAUGUGGCUGUUACCCCAGAUCACAUCCCUGCAAACAUCCUCUAGCAGCAAAAACCACUGGGUCAGGAAACCAAAGUGUGUUCGCAGAUAUUAUGAUGUGAUCAUGGACAAAAUAACCAUGCUUGACAUGGAAUAUACUUCUCUCCUGAAAAAGGGAUAUGACCACUUUUUUUUCUUAGUGAAUUAUCAAGAAAUGUCAGUUUCUGGUACAAUUUCCCUUCCAGCGGAUGCCUUUCUGUGUAGAUACUAUUAAAGCACUCAUUAAUGUUUGCUCGAGUGCACAUCCCACCAGUGCAGCAGUUGUUUUUUUCACUUCUCUGUUUUUGACUGCAUAUCAAGCACAUUUUUCAUUAUUCUGAAAAAUUGUGCACACGUGAUGAUCAUGCAUGAGUUUUUAUUUGUAGAAGUGAUGCUUGAAAGGGAAAGGAAUGGCUUUGUUUCCGUGUCUGCUGCUUGGUCUCCUCACCUUUUCUCUUGUUACUUCCACUGAGAUGAAGAUGCAUGAAUGGGGAAACAACAAUUCGGAUAUUGGAUUGAUUUUUUCCCCUUAUCCCUUUCUUUAGUGAUGAUGGGUCUCACAAAUUCGACAGGCAGAAUGGUGGGAUAUGAUGGGAGAGUUAGUUGGGGAAAGAAUGAGAAUCAAGCAUUUAGAAGGAGGAGGCAGCAGUUUGGAAAUGAAACUCAGCCCCCCAGGUGUGUCAGUCCUAAACAUUCAGUGGGCGGGUGUUUUCACUCUCCUAUAAGUGACAGCAUACAGUACAACUAGGAAGUGCAGAGAGAGAGGAGAGGAACGCACACACAUUCAUGAUUUAGCGGUGGACCGGGCCUCUGCGUACUGACUGCCAACAUGCAGUUCUGGGAUUUCCUGGGUUGCACCAAUGGAGACAUUUCCAGAAUAUCAUACUAUGCCGAAUAUGAUGGCCAGUUAGCCCUAGCAGGAGCAUCCGAGUCAGGCAUGGCAUCGUCUUCCUACUUGGAACCCAACAUCAACCACCCGUCCGCGGGUGGUUGCGGGGUUAAAUCCCGGUCUGGAAUGUCCGGUGUACCCAGCACCAGUGGCUCUGCUGGAGGUCUAGAGAGACCCCCGGGCUCCAUGGACCGCGUUCUUAAGAUCUUCCAUUACUUUGAGACAAACAGCGAACCAUGUACAUGGGCUAGCAAUAUCAGGCACGGAGAUGCUACAGACGUCAGGGGUGUAAUCCAGAAGAUAGCAGAGAUCCACAAACUGCGCUGUGUUGCCUCUUUAGGUCUCCGCCUGACCCACUUGCGCUCGGACGCUCUCCAUUGGUUACACCCUGAUUUGGGUGUGUCUCAUGUGAGGGAGAAAUAUGAAAAACAGCACCCGCAAGAAGAGUGGAGGUAUGAGUUGCGGAUACGGUACUUUCCUAAAGGUUAUCUCAGCCAUUUUUCUGAAGACAAACCCUCUCUCAACUACCUCUAUCACCAGGUAAAGAGUGAUUACAUGCAACACAUAGCUGACCAGGUGGAUCAAGAUGUUGCACUGAAACUGGGCUGUUUGGAAAUAAGGCGGUUCUUCAGAGAGAUGCCAGGCAACGCACUGGAUAAGAAAUCAAACUACGAGCUACUAGAGAAAGAUGUUGGUUUGAGAAGGUUUUUCCCCAAAAGCCUCCUUGACUCCCUUAAGCCGAAGGCUCUUCGUAAGCAGAUCCAGCAGACCUUUAAGCAGUUUGCUAACCUCAAUGAUGAACAGAGCAUCCACAAGUUCUUUGAGAUACUUUCUCCCAUCUACCGCUUCGACAAGGAGUGCUUCAAAUGCGCUUUAGGGUCUAGCUGGGUAAUAUCAGUAGAGUUAGCUAUCGGACCAGAGGAAGGUAUCAGCUACCUCACAGAUAAGGGCUCAACGCCCACACACUUAGCUAACUUUAAUCAGGUGCAGUCCAUCCAGUACUCUGCUUUGGACGAGAAGGACAGGAAAGGCAUGCUGCAGCUGAACGUGGCCGGAGCUCCUGAGCCCCUCACUGUCACUACAGCAUUGCUGACUACGGCAGAAAACAUGGCCGACUUGAUUGACGGUUACUGUCGGCUCGUCUCCUCAGUUACUCACUCCUUCAUCGUCAGGGUCCACAAAGAGGGAGACAGAGCUCUGCCAUCUAUACCAAAAGUUUCAAACCAUGAGAAGCGGAUGGAAAAGCGGAUGGACGGAGUACGAACUCGAGCAGUUUGCGUCUCAGGUCACAUUAGUGGCGAUGAAACAGACGACUAUGCUGAGAUCAUAGACGAGGAGGACACCUACACCAUGCCUUCGAAAUACUAUGGACUAGACCAAGCGCGGGACUAUGAGAUUCAGCGGGAUCGUAUCGAGUUGGGACGCUGCAUAGGCGAGGGUCAGUUUGGAGACGUCCACCAAGGAAUUUACAUCAGCCCGGAGAACCCAGCUCUGUCUGUGGCAGUGAAGACGUGCAAAAACUCAACAUCAGACAGUGUCAGGGAAAAAUUUCUCCAAGAAGCACUGACCAUGCGUCAGUUUGAUCAUCCUCACAUAGUGAAGCUGAUGGGAGUCAUCACUGAGAAUCCAGUCUGGAUCAUCAUGGAGCUCUGUACAUUUGGAGAGCUUCGGUCGUUUCUUCAGGUGAGGAAAUACAGUCUGGAUCUGGCUACUCUCAUCUUGUACUCUUACCAGCUCAGCACAGCGUUGGCGUAUCUAGAGAGCAAACGAUUUGUACACAGAGACAUCGCAGCGCGGAACGUGCUGGUAUCAACGGUCGACUGUGUGAAGCUGGGAGACUUCGGGCUGUCGCGAUACAUGGAGGAUAGCUCUUAUUAUAAAGCAUCUAAAGGUAAAUUGCCUAUUAAAUGGAUGGCUCCAGAAUCCAUCAACUUCAGAAGAUUUACUACAGCCAGUGAUGUCUGGAUGUUUGGUGUCUGCAUGUGGGAGAUUCUGAUGUAUGGCAUCAAGCCUUUCCAGGGUGUGAAGAACAACGAUGUCAUAGGCAGGAUAGAGAAUGGCGAGCGACUGGCUAUGCCCCCCCAGUGUCCUCCUACUCUCUACAGCUUGAUGACAAAGUGUUGGUCGUACGAUCCCAGCAAGAGGCCACGCUUUAAUGAACUUAAAACACAGCUGAGCACAAUAUUAGAGGAAGAGAAGGUCCAGCAGAAGGAGAGGAACAGGAUGGAGAUGAGGAGACAGGUCACUGUUUCGUGGGAUUCUGGAGGGUCUGAUGAAGCACCACCAAAACCAAGUAGACCUGGCUAUCCCAGUCCUCGCUCAAGUGAAGGUUUUUACCCCAGUCCUCAGCAUCCUGGACACUAUCAGAUGGCAGGCUAUCCAGGCCCUCACACACUCCCCUCUGUGCCUAGCGCCUUGUACCCACCUCAGGCGGCAAUGCUGGACACCCACCACGCACACACACACCCCCGCCACCAUGUCCACACCCAUUCGCACGCACAGCUCCUUCCCCAGCCUCACGGACAGGAUAUGGCGCUGUGGGGCUCUAUGAUGGAGGACAGGGCAGUAGACAUGCAGCAGUGUGUAGGCCAGCAGUGCCUGUUAAUGGAGGAACAGCUGAUCAUACAACAGCAGCAGAUGGAGGAGGAUCAGAGGUGGCUGGAGCAGGAGGAAAGGCUGCUGAAACCCGACACGAGAAGUUCGAGAGGUAGUCUGGACAGAGAAGACAGUGGACUCCAGCCACCGACAGGAAACCAGCACAUAUACCAGCCCGUUGGCAAACCAGAGCAUGUGGCCCCGCCAAAGAAACCCCCUCGACCUGGGGCCCAGUGCCAAGUAAGCAGCCUGGCCUGUCUAAAUACUGGAGACAGUUACAAUGAUGGAGUCAAGCCCUGGCGGCUGCAGCCUCAGGAGAUAAGCCCGCCUCCCACCGCCAAUCUGGAUCGGUCGAACGACAAAGUGUACGAGAACGUGACGGGAUUGGUCAAAGCUGUGAUCGAGAUGUCAAGCAAGAUCCAGCCGGCUCCACCCGAGGAGUACGUGCCCAUGGUCAAGGAUGUGGGUCUGGCACUGAGGACAUUAUUGGCCACAGUAGAUGAGACUCUACCUCAACUUCCAGCCAGUACACACAGAGAGAUCGAGAUGGCACAGAAGCUGCUGAACUCUGACUUGGCAGAACUGAUUGCAAAGAUGAAGUUAGCCCAACAAUAUGUGAUGACCAGCCUCCAGCAGGACUACAAGAAGCAGAUGUUGACGGCGGCUCAUGCUCUUGCUGUUGAUGCCAAGAACUUGCUGGAUGUUAUCGACCAAUCCCGGCUCAAGAUGAUGGCCCAGUCCCGCCCACACUAGCCCCAUGUCGUCCGAGCUGACCAACAGGAGAGGGUGGCAUCAUCGUGACUUCUAAAGACUCCUGGGUUCCAGACGUCAGUCCUCAUGUGUUGACGGAGGUGGCUGCUUUACAAAUCAACGGCGAGAGCAGUGGCUCUGAUAAUCUGAUAAUGGUCCGCGAUGAAUCGUUAGAAUUUUUUAAUCCCGCUAUAGCCGAGGUAAUUAGUUCAACUGGGAUUAAAAUCUCCACCACUGUGACUUUCUGUAUACGAGAACAGCGCAGAAACACUUCCUGAAUCAGGGACUUGGCAGCUUCGCUCUCUUCAGAGUGGAAUACCGCGACGAGAGGAGGAAGAAAGAAAUCUACUCGUGAUUUUUUUUUUUUUUUUUAACUGUAAAUCUGGAUUUGGGAUGAGCCAGAUUCUGCAGGUUAGAGUUUUAAAUGGAUUCAAAACUUCCGACAGAAACGCUAUCAUGAAAGCUGGUGAGAUCGGGCGGAUUGCAACCUGAUCUGCAACAUAUCUGCAUGAAACUUCACUGUGGGAUCUUAGACGUCGGCCGCCCCCGUUUGCUGACGUUCCGAUUCCUGAAUGGGAGCUCCUUUCUCCAAUCAAAUAUCUCUACAUCGCCAUACACAUCACAUGUUUGUUAUGUUUUGUUUUUUUGGUGCCUGGAGUGGUACAGUAACAACAGUCUCGGUUUGGUCUUCUCCGACUCGUCAUGCCUCCUACCAUCUCUCUUUCUCUGUUUCCUCCAUCUCACCGUUUUUUAUUUAUAGACUCAAAUUGCAGAGGAGGAGACAGAGGCAGGAACGUAAAAAAGCAGAAUACGCCUCGAGGACAGUCUAGUAACACUCUACUGCCUGAGGAAAGAAAACACUCUCCUCCCCUCUUCUCUCUAUUUCACUCACUUUUCCUUUCCUUCACCCUUACUGCUCCCCUACUCCCACAGUCUUCCUCAGCUCCUCUCUGAGCCACUUUUAAAGACUCCAAAUGUGAAGAGUCCAGCUCUGUGCGGGUAAUCACCGCAGACAGAAACCUCCCCUACUCGCACUCAGUUCAGUCUGCUCUUUUUAUCGAUCAGCUCCAUGUUUUUUUGUGUUGUUUUGAGGAAUCUUCGUCCUCUAUACUGAAAAAUGUUGAACUUUCAACCCCAGCAAUUGACUGCUGUGUAAAAAAAAAAAAAAAAAAGAAUUGGAAAAAAUGUGUUCAGCGUGAGUGGCAGGAUGCUUCCGAUUGGUUCACGAGGAAGAAGACAGUGACACGUCUCAGAGUGGUCGCUAAUUUUGUGAGGUUCGUGUCUCCUUUUCCUUUUUUUGUCUCCUCACGUAUAGUCCCAAUAUGAAUCGUAUGUUCAUAAUAUAAGAUUACAUUAACUGUCCGAUCACCCACUAGUGACACUUAAAGUAUAUUUCCCGGGGACAUGAACAAACCUCAUAUCACAUUUAUGACUCCAAUUCUCUUGUCAGGUGUAACACUUUAAAAAUUCCCCCCCUCCCCGACUUAAUAAUAGUCCCCAUGGAACCAAACACAUGAAAUGUGGAGCCACACGACUGGAACUUGUUUCUCAGACACAAAACACUGAACUGAAAAUCACAUUUGUCUUUGUUAAUACUGACCCCAUGUGGAGUGUCACAUACUGCUAUAUGAAAUAUACUGGUGACUGUACUGGUAUAGCAUGAUAUACUGGUAUAAAGAAGAGCAUAUUUGCACAGCACCAAAAUAACACAUCCUAAGUUGUUUCCUUUUUUGUUUCUUGUUUGUUUGUUUUUUAUUAUUAUUAUUAUUAUUAUUUUUUAAACCCGUUUUAUCCAGAUGUGAUUUCCAUGUUUAGCCAGCAACGAAACUAUCAGAUCGAUCAAUCUGGGUGUUAUAGGGAUAAAAUAAAUGUAAAACAGAGGAGAAAAACCCCCCAAAUGAAACAAUCUAUUUUAUUUCCUUGUUGUUGCGUAAAUCUGCUCAUGUUGGUAUAUUGUAAGCUAUACUGGUGUGUAUCACUGGUGAAUUGUACAGAACUCGUACUAGUAAACACUGGUAUUUAUUUUGUCUUCUGGGCUAAUUAAGCCAUCUUGUCAAAUAGGAGGAAACAAAAAAAACAAUGGAAUAAAAAUAAUUAUGAAAUGAAA